This is a messenger RNA of Mobula hypostoma (lesser devil ray), 3992 nucleotides long. RefSeq names its product nuclear prelamin A recognition factor (gene narf). The transcript is spliced from 12 exons. Lineage: Eukaryota; Metazoa; Chordata; Chondrichthyes; Myliobatiformes; Myliobatidae. Gene Ontology annotation, cellular component: lamin filament. The record is from RefSeq and is a predicted model, not a curated record. Gene Ontology annotation, molecular function: lamin binding. Bases 286 to 1665 code for a protein of 459 amino acids.
UCGCAAUGUCGUUGAGCGGGGAGGCGGUUCUAGUGUGUCUGCGGGGCGUUCCUGCGGCAGACUGGCUCCGGGUGAUCCUGUGCCGGGCGGAGUGACUCCGCUCUCGGGGAAGGGGGGGUCCCGUCCACGAGAGGAGCAUGAGACUGGAAGCGAACCCUGCUUGAUAUGCGGGAGAAGUCCUUAAUCCUUGGCGUUUGUCUGCUGGUUGUUGUCUGGGUGGUAGAACCGUAACUGUACGCAUUCUAGUAGAAAGGGGGAGAGGAAGGCGAACGUCAUUCCCUCGACAUGAAGUGUGACAAAUGCACUAAGAAGGAAUGUAGUAAAAAACGGAUAAAUGACGAAAACGAAAGUCUGGUCAUCGACACGAAAAGCUCAAGCAGCAGUGAUAUAGACGAGGAAAGUGAAUUUCAUAAGUUGGCGAAUGCAAAAAUAUUCCUUACUGACUGCCUGGCUUGUGAAAAUUGCGUGACGCCCACGGAAGGUUCGCGGAUUGCCCAGCAAUACCAGGAGUUUUUAACUGUGCUUGACCUCAAUCAGAGAUGUGAUGAGUCCAAACAUAAAGUGCUGGUAGUUUCAAUUUCCCCUCAGUCACUGCCCUAUUUUGCUGCUAAGCACUGUAUAAAUGUUGCUGAUGUAACCCAAAGACUUUCUGGAUUCUUGAAAAGCAUCGGGGUUCAUUAUGUCUUCAAUAUGAUAUUGGCAGCUGAUUUCAGUCUUCUCGAGAGUCAAAGAGAAUUUGUUCAGCGCUUUUACCAGAGAAGCCAAAACCAACAUGCUUUACCAAUGUUUGCCUCUGCUUGCCCUGGUUGGAUUCGUUAUGCUGAAAAAGCCCUGGGGAGCCUUGUACUUCCACACAUCUGCACUGCCAAAUCCCCGCAUCAAGUCAUGGGAUCCCUGAUAAAAGACUAUUUUGCUAAAAAGCAGCAUCUCCCUCCUGAGAAGAUCUUCCAUGCAGUCAUUACUCCCUGUUAUGACAAAAAAUUAGAGGCACUAGGGGAAGAUUUUUACAACAGUGUUUGCAAGAUACAGGAUGUUGACUGUGUACUAACUUCAGGUGAAGUCGCACAGAUGAUGGAUCAAAAAGGUUUCCAGCUAACAGACGUGGAGCCGAAACGUUCAGACAAUUUAUUUGAAGAAAUUAGUGAUGUAGCUAUUGCAAGGCAUGAUGGGAGAGGAUCUGAUGGCUUCUUGGAACACAUUUUUAAAUAUGCUGCUAAGGAAAUCUUUGGCAUUGAAGUGAAAGAAAUUAUCUACAAAACACUCAGGAAUAAAGACUUUCAAGAAGUCACGCUGGAAAAAGACGGGGAGGUUGUUUUACGAUUCGCAGCCACGUAUGGAUUCAGGAAUAUUCAGAAUAUGGUGCAAAAACUGAAGAAAGGGAAAUUUCCUUACCACUUUGUUGAAGUUCUUGCAUGUCCAGGCGGAUGCCUCAAUGGAAAAGGUCAAGCCAUGACUGAAAGUAGAAAAAUGGACAAGGAUUUGCUUCAUCAAAUGGAGGAUGUGUACAGCAGUCUACCAGUUCACUUGCCAGAAACUGAUCUGCAUGUACAAAUGCUUUACCAAGAAUGGUUGGAGGGAAGAAAUUCCACCAAAGUUCAUGAAGUCCUGCACAGACAGUACCAUGUAUUAAGUGAGGCACUGACUAGUGUGGACAUCAAAUGGUAGGUCUGCUGGUGCUGGAGAGCCAAGUUUUGGAACCCCAGUUCCGAAUUUCUCGAAGGAACAUUGGCAGUGUCUGUCAAAGGUGCAAUUUGGCUGACAAAACAUCGGUCAGUGAUGUUUUAUACCAUGACAUUGUCACUGCAAGAAAUAUAGACUUGAAUAAUGUAAUUAUCCAGCCCUUCAGAUAAAUCUGAGGAGAUGUGGAAAACACAAGCCACUUGAAUGUUUCUGUUGUUCAUGCUUGCUUUCAAAUUAAUAUAUUGUGUAAACAAGGUCAUAAUUAAGUCAGAAGUUAUCAUCUCAGAUGGAGAAAUGCAGACCUUCAUUGAUAGAAGAAGAAUUCCUCAAAUACAGUUCAAUUCUAGAACGUGCUGGUCUAUUCUGUUCUUGUAAUACUUUCAAGGUGUGGAAGGGAAAUUGUUAUUGAUCUAAAUCUAUAUUUAACCUUGAAAUCAUGAAUGGAACUGCAUGUCAUUUACAGUCAUUGGUGCUUUUCAGAUCUGUCUUUGCACACACACAGCACUUCACAUUGAGAACCCACAAGACUACCUCUUGAUUCAAUGUUAAGUCCACGGAAUGCUUUGCUGCAAUUCUGGGUGGAUCAGUUAGUGGAAGUUUAAGUUAGAUUUUUUUGAUCCUGUUCCUCUAGGUUUGAACUUGAGUCCUGUGAGUUCUUAAAUCGGUAUUAUCUGUUAAUUUUAAAGGUGCACUUCUGAAGUUCAGUAGUUGCGCUGCUGACAAUUAACUGCUGACUCAGUUAAAAAAGUUUUGUAACUGUCAAGUUCAUCAGUUGUUUUGUAACGUGUUCUGAGUGCAAACACUUAGUGGCCUCAAAAAUAGUUUGGUCUUUCUUUCGUACCUGCAGGUUUUGAACAUAUUGGUUCAAAUGUUUCCAUUUAAUAUCAGAGAAUGUAUACAUUGUACAACCUGAAAUUCGUGCUCUUUGCAGAAACAUUAGAACUCCAAGCCCCACUUCUUCCCCUCCCAUGCACAAGCAGCAGCAAAGCAUCAACCCUCCCAACACUCCACUUAUUUCAGCAAAAAGCAUCAGCACCCACUACCCACUAAGCAAGCAAUAGCAAAGCCCCCCCUCCCAAAGAGACCAUGAUCUGCAGUACAACAAAAACUACUCAUUCACCGGACAAUUCGACAUGUGACAGGCUCUUUCUCUCCCUAAUAAAGGGACAGAGAGAUGUCAUGCAGCGACACCUUUCUUUGUUGGGGAGACUAACAAAACAAAAAAAACUUGCUGAUUGCAACGUUAUAGUCUGCCACACCACUUUUUUCCCCUGAGUUCUUCCCCACCAGCGACAGCAAUCAGAGUACAGAAGCUUCCGACAGCUGACCCAUUGCUUGCGAUGUUCUGUUUUCUGCUGCGACGCUUCAGUUGGCGACGCAAGAAUGGAAUAGAGCCUUAGAACCCCGAACGUGCACACGCCUUCCAGGCUACGUCCUUGCCAUAUUGGAAAAACAGCUGGUCAGUGAACCCCGAGAAUGGGAAUCAUUUCCAUAAAGAACCACAGUUUGAGUGCAGCUAUAGAUUGAGGACUCUGACAGGACCCCAUCCAUUUUGAAAGGGGGGAAGAAAGACAUUAAAGGAAGAAAUUAAACCUUUUGUAGAUGAGCUUGAAGAAGCUGACUUCUGGUGCCAUUAUAGCUCUGCCCAGUAUUGUGUAAGUUGUUUCAUUGCCUCCAAAUUAUUGAGCGAAAUAAGUAUUCCACUCAAUAUACACUAUUCCCAUAUCAAUCUAUCAAUACAAAAUUAACAUGGAAGAAUAUGGGAGCAACAUAUUUGUUGGUGUUAUAAAAUUGCACAUCCUUGCAGCUUAAUGUUUGUCAUUAAUUUAUAUAAUAACUACCUUUAAUAUUUUAUUCUUUUGCAAAUGUAAAGAACAUACCUACUUUAUCAUUGAGGCAAGAAUGCAAACUUUAAGUCACAAAACCCAUUUAGAACCAAGAAAAGGCAAUUAUUUUGAACUCCCACAACAGAUGCCCAGAGAUGAUUCUAAAAUGGUAUCUUAUUCUGUAUAACUCAUGGAUGAAUAAUAAUUGUACAACAUUUUGACUUUGUAAUAAACCUUUCUAUACUUGAGAUUGUACAUGAGAAAUUUAUAAGUGCUAAUGUUAAGAAAUGGAUUCACACAGUCUGAGCUUUAUCUGUAUAAAAUCAACAAAAUUCUGUAAACUCAACAGCAGUUUUGUGCAUGUGUUGCUUUAAUGUGAAAAUUAGUUUGUUUUAUCUGUAAUUGCUUAAAAGGAAGUAGCAAAAUUAAUAUUCAUGAAAUAUUCUGGCAUAAAGCAGCACAAAUUAAAAAAAAUACAUUCCAGUC